Knipowitschia caucasica is the source of this 8967-nucleotide messenger RNA. The record is from the annotation of a GenBank genome assembly. Lineage: Eukaryota; Metazoa; Chordata; Actinopteri; Gobiiformes; Gobiidae.
AUGUCUGACCAGCAACAGUCCAUGUCUGACCAGCGACAGUCCAUGUCUGACCAGCGGCAGUCCAUGUCUGACCAGCAACAGUCCAUGUCUGACCAGCGACAGUCCAUGUCUGACCAGCGACAGUCCAUGUCUGACCAGCGACAGUCCAUGUCUGACCAGCGGCAGUCCAUGUCUGACCAGCAACAGUCCAUGUCUGACCAGCGACAGUCCAUGUCUGACCAGCGACAGUCCAUGUCUGACCAGCGACAGUCCAUGUCUGACCAGCGGCAGUCCAUGUCUGACCAGCAACAGUCCAUGUCUGACCAGCGACAGUCCAUGUCUGACCAGCGACAGUCCAUGUCUGACCAGCGACAGUCCAUGUCUGACCAGCGACAGUCCAUGUCUGACCAGCGACAGUCCAUUUUACCUAUAGAAAAACCUGACAACAAACAGCUGAGUAGUCGAAAGAAGAAGACGCAAACAAAUAUAAGACAAGAGACAUUCCAAGACAAUGCAGAUUCAGACAGUGAUGAAGAAGGAGCCCUGGUGUGGAGAUCUCCCCGUCUGCAGAGCCGUGAGGACAGCAGAGCGCAGGAGCUGAUUCCAGAGCCUGAGCUGGAGCAAUGCCCACAGGUACCCAAGACUGAGGACCCUCAUCACUCAGAUGACCAGAACAGCUCAACUGAAGGUGAUCCGGUGGCAGCGGAGCGCGAGGCACCCCAGGAGCAGCUCAUCGAUCAUCCUGCUGAAGAAGCUGGCAUAGAUGGAGACUCUGAUGACUUUGAGAUUGACAGGAAAGCUUUGCAGGAUCGUAUCACCUCUCUCACAGAAGAGAUGGUCCUCAAGGAUCAGUCCUCUGUGGGGGAAAUUACCGAAAUAACCAAAGACUACACCUUAAAGGUCAGUUCUCUUCAGGAGCAGAUGGAGGGGCUGCAGCAGUCCUUGAUAGAUAAAGACAAAAUUAUUACGGCAAAUCAAAGUCUGAUGUCAGACUUUGAGAUUGACAGGAAAGCUUUGCAGGAUCGUAUCACCUCUCUCACAGCAGAGAUGGUCCUCAAGGAUCAGUCCUCUGUGGGGGAAAUUACCGAAAUAACCAAAGACUACACCUUAAAGGUCAGUUCUCUUCAGCAGCAGAUGGAUGGGCUGCAGCAGUCCUUGAUAGAUAAAGACAAAAUUAUUACGACAAAUCAAAGUCUGAUGUCAGACUUUGAGAUUGACAGGAAAGCUUUGCAGGAUCGUAUCACCUCUCUCACAGAAGAGAUGGUCCUCAUGGCUCAGUCCUCUGUGGGGGAAAUUACCGAAAUAACCAAAGACUACACCUUAAAGGUCAGUUCUCUUCAGGAGCAGAUGGAGGGGCUGCAGCAGUCCUUGAUAGAUAAAGACAAAAUUAUUACGACAAAUCAAAGUCUGAUGUCAGACUUUGAGAUUGACAGGAAAGCUUUGCAGGAUCGUAUCACCUCUCUCACAGAAGAGAUGGUCCUCAACGAUCAGUCCUCUGUGGGGGAAAUUACCGAAAUAACCAAAGACUACACCUUAAAGACUUUGAAGAUUGACAGGAAAGCUUUGCAGGAUCGUAUCACCUCUCUCACAGCAGAGAUGGUCCUCAAGGAUCAGUCCUCUGUGGGGGAAAUUACCGAAAUAACCAAAGACUACACCUUAAAGGUCAGUUCUCUUCAGGAGCAGAUGGAGGGGCUGCAGCAGUCCUUGAUCGAUAAAGACAAAAUUAUUACGACAAAUCAAAGUCUGAUGUCAGACUUUGAGAUUGACAGGAAAGCUUUGCAGGAUCGUAUCACCUCUCUCACAGAAGAGAUGGUCCUCAAGGAUCAGACCUCUGUGGGGGAAAUUACCGAAAUAACCAAAGACUACACCUUAAAGGUCAGUUCUCUUCAGGAGCAGAUGGAAGGGCUGCAGCAGUCCUUGAUAGAUAAAGACAAAAUUAUUACGACAAAUCAAAGUCUGAUGUCAGACUUUGAGAUUGACAGGAAAGCUUUGCAGGAUCGUAUCACCUCUCUCACAGAAGAGAUGGUCCUCAACGAUCAGUCCUCUGUGGGGGAAAUUACCGAAAUAACCAAAGACUACACCUUAAAGGUCAGUUCUCUUCAGCAGCAGAUGGAGGGGCUGCAGCAGUCCUUGAUAGAUAAAGACAAAAUUAUUACGACAAAUCAAAGUCUGAUGUCAGACUUUGAGAUCGACAGGAAAGCUUUGCAGGAUCGUAUCACCUCUCUCACAGAAGAGAUGGUCCUCAACGAUCAGUCCUCUGUGGGGGAAAUUACCGAAAUAACCAAAGACUACACCUUAAAGGUCAGUUCUCUUCAGGAGCAGAUGGAGGGGCUGCAGCAGUCCUUGAUAGAUAAAGACAAAAUUAUUACGGCAAAUCAAAGUCUGAUGUCAGACUUUGAGAUCAACAAGAAAGCUUUGCAGGAUCGUAUCACCUCUCUCACGGAAGAGAUGGUCCUUAAGGAUCAGUCCUCUGUGGGGGAAAUUACCGAAAUAACCAAAGACUACACCUUAAAGGUCAGUUCUCUUCAGGAGCAGAUGGAGGGGCUGCAGCAGUCUUUGAUAGAUAAAGACAAAAUUAUUACGACAAAUCAAAGUCUGAUGUCAGACUUUGAGAUCGACAGGAAAGCUUUGCAGGAUCGUAUCACCUCUCUCACAGAAGAGAUGGUCCUCAAGGAUCAGUCCUCUGUGGGGGAAAUUACCAAAAUAACCAAAGACUACACCUUAAAGGUCAGUUCUCUUCAGGAGCAGAUGGAGGGGCUGCAGCAGUCCUUGAUAGAUAAAGACAAAAUUAUUACGACAAAUCAAAGUCUGAUGUCAGACUUUGAGAUUGACAGGAAAGCUUUGCAGGAUCGUAUCACCUCUCUCACAGAAGAGAUGGUCCUCAACGAUCAGUCCUCUGUGGGGGAAAUUAUCGAAAUAACCAAAGACUACACCUUAAAGGUCAGUUCUCUUCAGGAGCAGAUGGAGGGGCUGCAGCAGUCCUUGAUAGAUAAAGACAAAAUUAUUACGACAAAUCAAAGUCUGAUGUCAGACUUUGAGAUCGACAGGAAAGCUUUGCAGGAUCGUAUCACCUCUCUCACAGAAGAGAUGGUCCUCAUGGAUCAGUCCUCUGUGGGGGAAAUUACCGAAAUAACCAAAGACUACACCUUAAAGGUCAGUUCUCUUCAGGAGCAGAUGGAGGGGCUGCAGCAGUCCUUGAUCGAUAAAGACAAAAUUAUUACGACAAAUCAAAGUCUGAUGUCAGACUUUGAGAUCAACAAGAAAGCUUUGCAGGAUCGUAUCACCUCUCUCACAGAAGAGAUGGUCCUUAAGGAUCAGUCCUCUGUGGGGGAAAUUACCGAAAUAACCAAAGACUACACCUUAAAGGUCAGUUCUCUUCAGGAGCAGAUGGAGGGGCUGCAGCAGUCCUUGAUAGAUAAAGACAAAAUUAUUACGACAAAUCAAAGUCUGAUGUCAGACUUUGAGAUCGACAGGAAAGCUUUGCAGGAUCGUAUCACCUCUCUCACAGAAGAGAUGGUCCUCAAGGAUCAGUCCUCUGUGGGGGAAAUUACCAAAAUAACCAAAGACUACACCUUAAAGGUCAGUUCUCUUCAGGAGCAGAUGGAGGGGCUGCAGCAGUCCUUGAUAGAUAAAGACAAAAUUAUUACGACAAAUCAAAGUCUGAUGUCAGACUUUGAGAUUGACAGGAAAGCUUUGCAGGAUCGUAUCACCUCUCUCACAGAAGAGAUGGUCCUCAACGAUCAGUCCUCUGUGGGGGAAAUUAUCGAAAUAACCAAAGACUACACCUUAAAGGUCAGUUCUCUUCAGGAGCAGAUGGAGGGGCUGCAGCAGUCCUUGAUAGAUAAAGACAAAAUUAUUACGACAAAUCAAAGUCUUAUGUCAGACUUUGAGAUUGACAGGAAAGCUUUGCAGGAUCGUAUCACCUCUCUCACAGCAGAGAUGGUCCUCAAGGAUCAGUCCUCUGUGGGGGAAAUUACCGAAAUAACCAAAGACUACACCUUAAAGGUCAGUUCUCUUCAGGAGCAGAUGGAGGGGCUGCAGCAGUCCUUGAUAGAUAAAGACAAAAUUAUUACGACAAAUCAAAGUCUGAUGUCAGACUUUGAGAUUGACAGGAAAGCUUUGCAGGAUCGUAUCACCUCUCUCACAGAAGAGAUGGUCCUCAAGGAUCAGUCCUCUGUGGGGGAAAUUACCGAAAUAACCAAAGACUACACCUUAAAGGUCAGUUCUCUUCAGGAGCAGAUGGAGGGGCUGCAGCAGUCCUUGAUAGAUAAAGACAAAAUUAUUACGACAAAUCAAAGUCUGAUGUCAGACUUUGAGAUUGACAGGAAAGCUUUGCAGGAUCGUAUCACCUCUCUCACAGAAGAGAUGGUCCUCAAGGAUCAGUCCUCUGUGGGGGAAAUUACCGAAAUAACCAAAGACUACACCUUAAAGGUCAGUUCUCUUCAGGAGCAGAUGGAGGGGCUGCAGCAGUCCUUGAUAGAUAAAGACAAAAUUAUUACGACAAAUCAAAGUCUGAUGUCAGACUUUGAGAUCGACAGGAAAGCUUUGCAGGAUCGUAUCACCUCUCUCACAGAAGAGAUGGUCCUCAAGGAUCAGUCCUCUGUGGGGGAAAUUACCGAAAUAACCAAAGACUACACCUUAAAGGUCAGUUCUCUUCAGGAGCAGAUGGAGGGGCUGCAGCAGUCCUUGAUAGAUAAAGACAAAAUUAUUACGACAAAUCAAAGUCUGAUGUCAGACUUUGAGAUCGACAGGAAAGCUUUGCAGGAUCGUAUCACCUCUCUCACAGCAGAGAUGGUCCUCAAGGAUCAGUCCUCUGUGGGGGAAAUUACCGAAAUAACCAAAGACUACACCUUAAAGGUCAGUUCUCUUCAGGAGCAGAUGGAGGGGCUGCAGCAGUCCUUGAUAGAUAAAGACAAAAUUAUUACGACAAAUCAAAGUCUGAUGUCAGACUUUGAGAUCGACAGGAAAGCUUUGCAGGAUCGUAUCACCUCUCUCACAGAAGAGAUGGUCCUCAAGGAUCAGUCCUCUGUGUGGGAAAUUACCGAAAUAACCAAAGACUACACCUUAAAGGUCAGUUCUCUUCAGGAGCAGAUGGAGGGGCUGCAGCAGUCCUUGAUCGAUAAAGACAAAAUUAUUACGACAAAUCAAAGUCUGAUGUCAGACUUUGAGAUUGACAGGAAAGCUUUGCAGGAUCGUAUCACCUCUCUCACAGAAGAGAUGGUCCUCAACGAUCAGUCCUCUGUGGGGGAAAUUACCGAAAUAACCAAAGACUACACCUUAAAGGUCAGUUCUCUUCAGGAGCAGAUGGAGGGGCUGCAGCAGUCCUUGAUAGAUAAAGACAAAAUUAUUACGACAAAUCAAAGUCUGAUGUCAGACUUUGAGAUCAACAAGAAAGCUUUGCAGGAUCGUAUCACCUCUCUCACAGAAGAGAUGGUCCUCAAGGAUCAGUCCUCUGUGGGGGAAAUUACCGAAAUAACCAAAGACUACACCUUAAAGGUCAGUUCUCUUCAGGAGCAGAUGGAGGGGCUGCAGCAGUCCUUGAUAGAUAAAGACAAAAUUAUUACGACAAAUCAAAGUCUGAUGUCAGACUUUGAGAUCGACAGGAAAGCUUUGCAGGAUCGUAUCACCUCUCUCACAGAAGAGAUGGUCCUCAUGGAUCAGUCCUCUGUGGGGGAAAUUACCGAAAUAACCAAAGACUACACCUUAAAGGUCAGUUCUCUUCAGGAGCAGAUGGAGGGGCUGCAGCAGUCCUUGAUCGAUAAAGACAAAAUUAUUACGACAAAUCAAAGUCUGAUGUCAGACUUUGAGAUUGACAGGAAAGCUUUGCAGGAUCGUAUCACCUCUCUCACAGAAGAGAUGGUCCUCAAGGAUCAGACCUCUGUGGGGGAAAUUACCGAAAUAACCAAAGACUACACCUUAAAGGUCAGUUCUCUUCAGCAGCAGAUGGAGGGGCUGCAGCAGUCCUUGAUAGAUAAAGACAAAAUUAUUACGACAAAUCAAAGUCUGAUGUCAGACUUUGAGAUUGACAGGAAAGCUUUGCAGGAUCGUAUCACCUCUCUCACAGAAGAGAUGGUCCUCAACGAUCAGUCCUCUGUGGGGGAAAUUACCGAAAUAACCAAAGACUACACCUUAAAGGUCAGUUCUCUUCAGGAGCAGAUGGAGGGGCUGCAGCAGUCCUUGAUAGAUAAAGACAAAAUUAUUACGACAAAUCAAAGUCUGAUGUCAGACUUUGAGAUCGACAGAAAAGCUUUGCAGGAUCGUAUCACCUCUCUCACAGCAGAGAUGGUCCUCAAGGAUCAGUCCUCUGUGGGGGAAAUUACCGAAAUAACCAAAGACUACACCUUAAAGGUCAGUUCUCUUCAGGAGCAGAUGGAGGGGCUGCAGCAGUCCUUGAUAGAUAAAGACAAAAUUAUUACGACAAAUCAAAGUCUGAUGUCAGACUUUGAGAUUGACAGGAAAGCUUUGCAGGAUCGUAUCACCUCUCUCACAGAAGAGAUGGUCCUCAACGAUCAGUCCUCUGUGGGGGAAAUUACCGAAAUAACCAAAGACUACACCUUAAAGGAUCGUAUCACCUCUCUCACAGAAGAGAUGGUCCUCAAGGAUCAGUCCUCUGUGGGGGAAAUUACCGAAAUAACCAAAGACUACACCUUAAAGGUCAGUUCUCUUCAGGAGCAGAUGGAGGGGCUGCAGCAGUCCUUGAUAGAUAAAGACAAAAUUAUUACGACAAAUCAAAGUCUGAUGUCAGACUUUGAGAUUGACAGGAAAGCUUUGCAGGAUCGUAUCACCUCUCUCACAGAAGAGAUGGUCCUCAAGGAUCAGUCCUCUGUGGGGGAAAUUACCGAAAUAACCAAAGACUACACCUUAAAGGUCAGUUCUCUUCAGGAGCAGAUGGAGGGGCUGCAGCAGUCCUUGAUAGAUAAAGACAAAAUUAUUACGACAAAUCAAAGUCUGAUGUCAGACUUUGAGAUUGACAGGAAAGCUUUGCAGGAUCGUAUCACCUCUCUCACAGAAGAGAUGGUCCUCAACGAUCAGUCCUCUGUGGGGGAAAUUACCGAAAUAACCAAAGACUACACCUUAAAGGUCAGUUCUCUUCAGGAGCAGAUGGAGGGGCUGCAGCAGUCCUUGAUAGAUAAAGACAACAUUAUUACGACAAAUCAAAGUCUGAUGUCAGACUUUGAGAUUGACAGGAAAGCUUUGCAGGAUCGUAUCACCUCUCUCACAGAAGAGAUGGUCCUCAAGGAUCAGACCUCUGUGGGGGAAAUUACCGAAAUAACCAAAGACUACACCUUAAAGGUCAGUUCUCUUCAGCAGCAGAUGGAGGGGCUGCAGCAGUCCUUGAUAGAUAAAGACAAAAUUAUUACGACAAAUCAAAGUCUGAUGUCAGACUUUGAGAUUGACAGGAAAGCUUUGCAGGAUCGUAUCACCUCUCUCACAGAAGAGAUGGUCCUCAACGAUCAGUCCUCUGUGGGGGAAAUUACCGAAAUAACCAAAGACUACACCUUAAAGGUCAGUUAUCUUCAGGAGCAGAUGGAGGGGCUGCAGCAGUCCUUGAUAGAUAAAGACAAAAUUAUUACGACAAAUCAAAGUCUGAUGUCAGACUUUGAGAUCGACAGAAAAGCUUUGCAGGAUCGUAUCACCUCUCUUACAGCAGAGAUGGUCCUCAAGGAUCAGUCCUCUGUGGGGGAAAUUACCGAAAUAACCAAAGACUACACCUUAAAGGUCAGUUCUCUUCAGGAGCAGAUGGAGGGGCUGCAGCAGUCCUUGAUAGAUAAAGACAAAAUUAUUACGACAAAUCAAAGUCUGAUGUCAGACUUUGAGAUCGACAGAAAAGCUUUGCAGGAUCGUAUCACCUCUCUCACAGCAGAGAUGGUCCUCAAGGAUCAGUCCUCUGUGGGGGAAAUUACCGAAAUAACCAAAGACUACACCUUAAAGGUCAGUUCUCUUCAGGAGCAGAUGGAGGGGCUGCAGCAGUCCUUGAUAGAUAAAGACAAAAUUAUUACGACAAAUCAAAGUCUGAUGUCAGACUUUGAGAUCGACAGGAAAGCUUUGCAGGAUCGUAUCACCUCUCUCACAGCAGAGAUGGUCCUCAAGGAUCAGUCCUCUGUGGGGGAAAUUACCGAAAUAACCAAAGACUACACCUUAAAGGUCAGUUCUCUUCAGGAGCAGAUGGAGGGGCUGCAGCAGUCCUUGAUAGAUAAAGACAAAAUUAUUACGACAAAUCAAAGUCUGAUGUCAGACUUUGAGAUCGACAGGAAAGCUUUGCAGGAUCGUAUCACCUCUCUCACAGCAGAGAUGGUCCUCAAGGAUCAGUCCUCUGUGGGGGAAAUUACCGAAAUAACCAAAGACUACACCUUAAAGGUCAGUUCUCUUCAGGAGCAGAUGGAGGGGCUGCAGCAGUCCUUGAUCGAUAAAGACAAAAUUAUUACGACAAAUCAAAGUCUGAUGUCAGACUUUGAGAUUGACAGGAAAGCUUUGCAGGAUCGUAUCACCUCUCUCACAGAAGAGAUGGUCCUCAAGGAUCAGACCUCUGUGGGGGAAAUUACCGAAAUAACCAAAGACUACACCUUAAAGGUCAGUUCUCUUCAGCAGCAGAUGGAGGGGCUGCAGCAGUCCUUGAUAGAUAAAGACAAAAUUAUUACGACAAAUCAAAGUCUGAUGUCAGACUUUGAGAUUGACAGGAAAGCUUUGCGGGACCGUAUCACCUCUCUCACAGCAGAGAUGGUUUUCAAGGAUCAGUCAUACCAGGAGGAAAAGACCAAGAAGGAUCUGGAAAAUGAGUCUUUCUUUGAUGCCCUGGACUUUGUUUCUGAGGAGAAAGAUGUGGAAACAUCUGCUUACAGAACAAUAGGCAAAUAUCUCAUCAGGGGACUCAUCGGGUUGAGUGCAGUGACUGUGUCUGCCACCGGGGGCUUCCUUCUCGGCCGUUCGGUCUGGAGUGAAGAUGCGUGCUGUUACUGUGGCUUUGAUGAGACUCCUGCUUACUUCUAA